This is a messenger RNA of Ostreobium quekettii, 861 nucleotides long. The record is from the annotation of a GenBank genome assembly. Lineage: Eukaryota; Viridiplantae; Chlorophyta; Ulvophyceae; Bryopsidales; Ostreobiaceae.
AUGAAUCGGCAUUGGUGGCUGUGGGCGACGGGAUCGGUGACCAGGCUGUCAAUCAAGAUGCACGUGCCUUUAAGAUCCAUGCUGAGUGCCAUUGCGCACAAGUUUGUGAGCGCCCAACACAUUGCUUUCGCCUUUCCCGGUUGUGUCCAUGGACGCGACCUGAUGGGGCUGGAGCAGCUGCAGCGUUUGACAGACAUUGAUCUGUCAGCGUGUGGCGAGCUGGGAAGGGAAGUAUUGGAGUACGUCGGGCAGCUGAGAAACUUGCGCUGUUUGCACUUGAGAGCAAGCCUGGGCGGCAUCACCAACUCCGGAUGGGGCCGCGUGGGCCGGUUGCCGUCGCUGACUCACCUCGACCUGGGCCGGACCCGGAUGACCACAAACGAGUUUUCUAUCCUUGGUAACAUGACCAGCCUCACACACCUGCUUCUGCAAGAAUCCGAGCUUCUGUCUGAUCAUAGUUUGGAGCUGGUGGGAAGGUUGAAGCUGUUGCGAACUCUGUCCAUCUCGGCAUCUGGUGAAUUCAGCGAUGCUGGGUUAGGGCAUGUGGGGCGGCUUACAGACCUCAAGCAUUCGGACGCAUCCUCACGCAACAGGGUCACAAACAAUGGAAUGAGCCAAUUGCUUGGGUUGGCUGCACUCACUUACCUGGGCUUGUCUUUCUGCGAUGUCAGUGAUCCUGGCUUGAGGUGCGUGGGAAGGAUGACGACGCUGGCAUGGUUGGACUUGACCUACACGCCAGUCACUGAUGACAGCCUUGCUUCUAAGUCGGCUUUGACGUCGCUGAAGUGGUUUAAACAUACCCGGCUGUGGACGGGUCACGGACUGAGUUUGGGAGUACAUAGGCAGAUUGUCGGCUUUUGA